Messenger RNA from Linum trigynum, 4411 nucleotides. The record is from the annotation of a GenBank genome assembly. NCBI's taxonomy places the organism in Eukaryota, Viridiplantae, Streptophyta, Magnoliopsida, Malpighiales, Linaceae.
GCUUGACUCAUAAGUUGGUUGUUCAUUGUAAGUUGAUCCGCCACGGUACAAGGCACGCACGCGUUUCUUGACACAAUAGAAAGUUCUUUCCAUUCGUCUUCCAAUUUGUUCGUCGCAAAAGCAAGCAAACUUUUCCCUGCACCCAGAAAGAGAAAGAUUGCAGCUUUUCCACCCGCAAAACAAAAUGGAGCAAAUAUGGUGGGUUCUGGUGGCUACGACGGCAGCGGCAUUGCUGAUACCCUUAAUAGUCUUCUGCAAACCAUUACUCUUCACGAAGAAAAUAGCUGAAUCUCCGGAACCAGAAGAAGAAGAAGAAGUAUCGCAAUCCGUAGAGUUGUCAACUCCUUCUGAUUCGCCUUCGCAGCUUCCCGUCGGGGCAUACGAGGUGUUUCUGAGCUUCCGAGGUCCCGACACUCGCCUCACGUUCACCGAUUUCCUCUACACCUAUCUGGUCCAAGCCAAGAUCCGAACUUUCAGGGACGACGACGAGCUCCGCAAGGGGGAGACUAUUGGGCCUGAACUCACCAAGGCCAUUGAAGAGUCCAAGAUUGGGAUCCCAAUUUUCUCCCCUGAUUACGCCUCCAGCAAAUGGUGCCUCCAGGAGCUUGCCCAAAUGGUGGACUGCAAGAGAAAGAAAGGGCAGGUCAUUUUGCCCAUUUUCUAUUAUGUUGAACCCAACGAUGUAAGGCAUCAGAGAGGGAGUUACAAGCAGGCAUUUGAGCAGCACAGCAAGAGGUUUGAUAAGAAGACGGUGGAUGAAUGGAGGGUUGCUCUGGAAGAGGUUGGAGCAUUGAAAGGAUGGGUCGUGAAGGACUCAACUUGGCAAGGAGCUACAAUUGAGAAUCUGUUUUCAGCUGUCUGGUCGGCAUUGAGGAGGGAGUAUUUGUUAGUGACUGAUAACUUGGUUGGCAUUGAGCAUCAUGUAGAAGAAAUUAUCAAAUUACUGGAUUUGGACUGUGAAGAGGUGAAAAUUGUUGGGAUUCAUGGUUUAUGUGGGAUCGGCAAGACAACUAUAGCCAAGGCUGUUCACAACAAACUUUUUGAACAGUUUGAUCAUUGUUGCUUUCUGGAAGACGUACGAGAAACGCAACAAGAACAUGGGGGCAUUGUCAAGUUGCAAAACACACUCAUCUCUAGCAUCUUGAAGAUGGAAGCCAACGUUGAUAAUGCUAGUCAAGGAAUCAACAUGAUGAGAAACAGAGUCUGCAAAUACAAACUUCUGAUAAUUCUUGAUGACGUGGAUACAAAAUUUAAAUUCGACAAUAUCUUAGGAAAGAGGGACUGGUUUUCCGCCGGUAGCAGGAUAAUCAUUACAACGAGGGAUAGGAAAGUCCUAAAUCUUCUUAAGGUGAAUGAGAGAUACGAACCCCCUGCAAUGAAUCCAGACCAUGCUCUUCAACUUUUCAGCAAGCAUGCCUUUGGUAAGGAUGCUCCUCCAGAAGACUAUGCAGAACUAUCUUCUGCCAUUGUGUCAACUGCUGCAGGGGUUCCUUUGGCCCUUAAUAAUGUAGGGUCAUAUUUGUGCGGUGAAGAUAGAGAAGUGUGGGAAGAAACGUUGGUGAGGUUGAAAGAAAAAGCCAGCGAGAAUGGCAACAUGAUAAGUUGAGGUAACUUUUGUGGACGAACUCAUGAACAACUCUUAUAGAUGUUUUUUAACAUGACAUGGUUCUUGACUAGAAAGAAUGAAGAAAUCGCUUGGUACAUUUGGAUUGGGCGAUUGGCUGACACUUUUAUCUUACAAGAAGCAAUUGUCCUUUUUCCUAGGUCUUUGGUGAAGAUUGGAGCAUUUAUCAUGCAUGAUCAGCUUAAUGACCUUGGUGGAGCUAGUAUCCGUGAAGAAAAUAUUGAAGAGCUGAGGAAGCAUAAUUGAUUGUGGUCUAAUGAAGAUACUUUGGUUGUGCUAAAGAGAAAGAAGGUAUUAUCGAAGCCCAAAAUAAGUGUAGCUAUUUUUCAGCUUUAACCUAAAAAAAAUUCACUGUGCAGCAGUUGAAGCCGGUUAAAGGCCCUUCGAGUCAACAUGCAGUUGAAUCUGCAGAAUAGUUUUGGUUGCUGCAGACAGAAACGCUACAUGGGGGGACUUAAAGAUCAGCCUGUGGCUGCUAUCAUCCAACUGGAGACAUCUCUGUAGUUGAAAGGGUUGGUUUUGACUCACGAGGUAAUGACUUCUCAUGUUUACUAUUAAUUGUACACGGGAACAUAUGAUGUCUGUGGAAGGAUAAGUUAAUUGGUUGGAUGAUGCCGGUUAGACAUGUCCAGCAUCACACUGCUGAGAGAGCACUGAAUUAUGAUGCUAGAAUGACAUUCACUACACUGUGUUAUUGGUUUUUACAAUGAGAACUAAGGGGUCGUUUGGUUUUGGUGAUUGUUUGGUUGGGAUAGUUACAAUGCAUGCAUUGUCCAUAAUGUAUUGUUUUUUUUGAAUUCUUCUUAGAAAUGCAGCUUUUAUGAAUUAUACAGUUCAAAUCAUGCCAUUUAGAAAUCCCUGAUGUUUGCAUUAUUGGAUUGAACUAUAAUAUGAAGACUAUGUUGAUAUCCAGACCAUGCUCUUCAACUUUUCAGCAAGCAUGCCUUUGGUAAGGAUUCUCCUCCAGAAGACUAUGCAGAACUAUCUUCUGACAUUGUAUCAACUGCAGCAGGGGUUCCUUCAGCCCUUAAGGAUGUAGGGUCAUGUUUGUCCGGAGAAGAUAGAGCAGUGUGGGAAGAAACUUUGAUGAAGUUGAAAGAUUAAGCCAGCGAGAAUGGCAACAUGAUAAGUUGAGGAUCUGAGGUAACUUCUGUGGUACUAGCAUGAACAGCAUACAGAUGUUUCUUGACAUUACAUGGUUAUUGACUAGAAAGAAUGAAGAAAUCACUUCGCACAUUUGGCAUGACUGUGAAUCUUAUCCAUAAGUAGAUUAAGUCUUUUUCUUAUCUUACAAGAAACAAUCGUCCUUUUCCGUAGCUCAUUGGUAAAGAUUGAAGAAAUAUAAUACGUUUAGGAUGCAUGAUCGGCUUAAUGGCCUUGGUGGAGCUAUUAUCCGUGAAGAAAUACUGAAGAGCCAACGAACCAUAGUUGAUUAUGAUCUAAUGAAGAUGCCUUUGCUGUGCUAAUCGAGAAGCUACUGUCUGGGGUGGCUUGAGUGAUAAGGCUUGCGGGUUAGCAUGGUGUGCUCCCUGGUUCUAAUCCCACAGCCUUUCCAUUCUGAAGAAAUCCUUUGGCGGCCACCAGCAGGGCUAUAGCACUUGAGAAUUUCAGAUGGUUUGAGCUUGAAAUUUGAGUCUUUCAGUAGGUUUCAUCUUGAACUUGCUCAAGAUUGACACCAUUGAAGUUCUUCAGUCUCUGGAAGCUCUAGAACAUUUGAGAUCAGUGUGCCUUCAGUUGAUUAUAAGAUUGCCUUGUCUGUCCUAGUUAAUUAAGUUAGAAUUUCUAUUCGUAAAAAAGCUGCAGUCUUUAGAUGAGAUUGAGACCCUCAUGCCUCAGGGACUUGAAGCUAUUGGAGAAACUGAACCUACUGGUGAGUUACAAGCAGGCACAUGAGUAGCACAAGAAGAAUUUCUACCUGUAUCUGGUUAAUUCUUGGCUUAAAUGAGCAAUUUGUCAUAUUGUUUAAACAAAUGAUAUCACACUGCCUUGUAAACAGUUUUUUUGAUAACUUUGUAUGCAUAUUGAAAGGCAGACUUUCGAGAAGACUUUCGAGAUAACUCUGUUAAUAGUUAAUACUAUUUUCAUCAUUAUAAAAAAAAAUAUAUGCAUACAAAGUUAUACUUUUUAGACAAUUGCUUCUGUUACCAAUCAAUGAACCAAAUCACAUGACCAAAAUAGGCAGAUACAAGAAACUGAACUUGAAGAAAGGUAAAUGAUGGGUAUGGUUGCUGCAGACAGAGAUGACACAUGGGUGAAGUGAAGAUCAGCCAUGGCUGCCAUCAUACCUGAGCAGUUUAAAAAGCUUAACUUUUUACUUCAGAGUUCAGAUGUAAUGGCUUUGCAUGUUUUCACGGGCAACAUAUGAUCUCUGUGGAAGUAAAGCAUCUCACUUGACAGAGAGCACUGAACAAUGUUGUUAGAAUGGCAUUCAUAACUCUGGUUACUGGUUUUUAGAAUGAGAUCUUGGAGCUCUUUAGAUUUCUUCCGAGAAAUGCACAUACUAUGAAUUCCACAGUGUGAAUCGAGCCAUUUAGAAAUUGCCAAUGUUUGAAUGGUUGUAUUGUAUUAAACUAUAAUGACUACUGAUAGAAUGGCAAUUCAUUGACUACUGAUGGACAUAUUAUGUUCUACACCAUACCAUUGCAUAGUUAGAGGACGCAUAAUCGUAACCUAUGAGAUCAAUCGACGAAACAUUUGUUGAGGUCGAUUCGAAAUAUUUCUGGAAACUUGUUCUGCUUGAUAUUUGCUAUGCUGAACCGAUAACGCUAAUAAUGCAAACACAUUUGA